This is a messenger RNA of Cladophialophora immunda, 1461 nucleotides long. RefSeq lists its product as uncharacterized. Gene Ontology annotation, biological process: DNA replication; DNA damage response. The transcript has a single exon. Gene Ontology annotation, cellular component: nucleus. The coding region runs from base 92 to 1159 and encodes 355 amino acids. NCBI's taxonomy places the organism in Eukaryota, Fungi, Ascomycota, Eurotiomycetes, Chaetothyriales, Herpotrichiellaceae. Gene Ontology annotation, molecular function: double-stranded DNA binding. The record is from RefSeq and is a predicted model, not a curated record.
UGAAAACCCUUCCACCAGGCCUUUUUACGAUCCAACCCCCCACUUCCUCGUCGACGCAUCUUUGUCUCUCCUACCCUAGACCACCGCAGCCAUGCCUCGAGCAGAAGUGGGAUCGACCAAGUACAUCGCCAACCAGAUGAAGUCGAAAGGACUUCAACGGUUGCGAUGGUACUGUCAAGCAUGUCAGCGGCAAAUGCGGGAUGAAAACGGUUUCAAAUGCCAUGUCGCGUCCGAAUCCCACGUCCGCCAGAUGCAGCUGAUUGGCGAGGACCCUCGGAAAGCCAUCAACGACUAUUCAAACCAGUUCCUCCGAGACUUCAUCCAACUCCUGCGUACCGGGCACGGCGAGAAAAAGGUCAAUGUCAACCAAUUCUAUCAAGAGUACAUUUCAAAUAAACAGCAUGUACAUAUGAAUGCGACCAAAUGGAGUAGUCUGACAGAGUUUGCGAAGUACCUGGGCAGAGAAGGACUAUGCCGCGUGGACGAGGAUGAGAAGAACGAAAGCCGCACUGGCGCAAGUGGGCUCACAAUCAGUUGGAUUGAUAACAGUCCUGAAGCACUGCGGCGUCAGGAGGCGAUCCGGAAGAAGGAAAGACAAGACCGCGGCGACGAAGAACGAGAGCAAAGAAUGAUCCAAGAACAGAUCCGAAAAGCAAAGCGGCAAGGAUUGGCGGACACUGUAGAAGAUGAAGAGGAACAGGAGGACGAUACGGAGGAUGUUGGCGGCGAGGGUAUCAAACGAAAGGAGGGAGAGAAAAUCGUGCUCAAUUUUGGAGCGAAGAAACAGACACCCGAGACGGCUAAACCACCAACUCCUCCUCUCUCGGAGAAAGAUGAACCAUCAUCUGACAAGGAGAAAGAGAACACCGUAACCCCAACGACUUCGCCUCCCGUGUCCGACGACCCCAAGGCAGUGCAGACCUCUGCAAAGCCGCCUGUAUCCAUGUCCUUUGGCAGCUCGUCAACCAAGCCGAAGAAUGUGUUCGCCGCAUCUUCCAAGAAGAACCCAUUGGGUGCUCCAAAAAAAUCAGUGGGCUCUGUCCAGCAAAGGCCGAUGAGCGAAGCGGAGCGGAUUAUGAAAGAAGAGAUCGAGCGGAAACGCCAACGGGAGGCUAAUGGUGUUCAUGGCGGGAAUGUGUUCAAAAGGCAGCGGGUUUGAUAGAGGGAGGGCUGGAGAUGGGUCUCGAGGCCCAGAUAUGGAUCAUUACGAUUUACGACCAAAAGAUGUAUGAGUAGCACACUGGAAGCCCAGGGCUUUGCCAGAUCCACGGAAAGGAGUUUGGUCAGACUAGGCCUGUGUGCUCAAGGAGGAAACCCUGUGAUAGGGAUCGAUAGCCUCUUAAUAUGACAGCCCACAGACUGCCAUGGUUUAAAGAAGUUAUUGAUGCCCGCACGUUCUAAGAACAUUGUCAGGGAGAGAUACUAUGGUUUCUGAUCUGUACCAAUAAUAAUAGAUUCAAG